Stylonychia lemnae is the source of this 3300-nucleotide messenger RNA. Lineage: Eukaryota; Ciliophora; Spirotrichea; Sporadotrichida; Oxytrichidae. The record is from the annotation of a GenBank genome assembly.
AUGAGAUUAGAUUUCAUCAAGGUCAAAUCAAAGUUCAUAGGAAAAACCUAGAGAGAUAAAAUAGUUAAGGAUAAGAAAUCAGUUGAGACAUAAGAACCAAGCUAGUUAUUACCAUCUUUAUAAAGUGAGGAUAAACAAUCAAAUAAAAUUAACAACAAAAUCAUUUUAACCAACAUACUUGAGGUUGAAAAUGAGGAGGAGAAUGAAAUUGAAAUACCUGAUGAAUUGAAAGGAUUCAAUCGAUAGUUCUUGCAGUCAGUGAAUAAAUUAAGAACAAACCCUGAGUACUACAUCAAAUAACUAUAAACUCAAAUAGGUUAUUAUGAAGGACAGAUCUUAAGAUUACCUUAAAGUAACUAAGAAAAUACAGAAAACUUAGAGUUGAUUGAUAUUGUUACUUAAGAAGGAGUAGUUGCAGUUGAAGCUGCAAUUUAUGCUUUGCAUCAAUACAAGAAAAACAUAAAUGCACCUCCUCUUAGAUAUUCUCAAAAACUUUAAGAAUUAGCAUUAGCUGAAACUAUAAGGAUCAAAUAAACUGAUCAGACAAGUAUUCUUAGUAUGAACUAUACAUUAGAAUACUGCAAUACUAAAAACUUGAGGAUUAAUGGGGAAAUUUUGAAAAGCUUACUUUUCAACCCUUCUAAUAAUCACGAGUAACUGCUUCUAUAAUUAAUUAUUGAUGAUGGAAAUAUCACUAGAUCAAACAGAUUAAACAUUUUAAAUGAGCAAGUUAACUUUAUCGGAUUUGCAGUUGUAGAGCACCAAAAAUAUAACAAAAUGUUUUAUGUUCUCUUAAGCCAGAAUAAUAUUGAAGAAAUUCCUGUAUAUCAUUAAAAUUCAAUGCCCAACUAAGCAAUGCAAAUAAAAGAUAUGGACUUAACAAAGAUAGAUCAGCUUAAUGAGUAUGAAGAUAUUAUAGAUAUCAUGAAAGGGAAUUUAGACCUAAAAAGCAAGAGUCUAGAAAAUAUAUCUUAAAAGUAAAGAUAUCAAAAUGAGAGUAAGGUUAACUCUACAGAUCAAAUCUAUGAAUAAAACAAUAAAUAAUACUGGCCAGCUGAAGCAAUAAGUAUGAAAGAAAGUACUAAAUUAAUAAUAGAUGACGAUGGAAUGCCUUAAUAGAUAGUGACUAGGAUAUUUUCACUUAAAGAUGGUACUGAAUAAAGGAUUCAAAGAAAUUAAAGUGCAGGUGAUUUCUAACUAAAUUUCAUGAUGGGAAAAAACAGAAUUGAAGUUGAUAAAAAACUAGCUAUGCUUGACCAUAUGCUUUCAAGUUAGGAUUUUUUGGGAUAAACAGAAAAAAGAGCAUUGAAAAGAACACUUAGACAGCAGCAUUUUAAAUCCCUACUCAUGAACAAUUAUUAAAGUGAGAGGAAAAAUAUGAAUGGGAACUAUGCUCUGACCUCUAGUGAACCAUCAUCGCCCAAAUCAUCUGUCUAAUUUUUCCCCUCUUAGGCAUUUGAUUAAUCAAUUAUCAACUUUGAUUAGCAGCCUAUUUACAAUAACGCGCUAGGCUAAGCUCCAUCAUCUGCAUUAUCCACAACAAUUAGUGAUUUUUCAAAAGCAAAGAUGAACAGAUAAAUGGGAAGACCGAAUAAUAUGAUGAUUUAAUCUCAAGGAUUCAUUCAGUAUAAUAACCUAAAACUUGAUCAAAAUUCAAGAAGUGCUUUACAAGAAUAACUAAAAGAGCAAAAUGCUUAGUAAAUUGAUCAAGAGAAUUAAUUUUUGCAAGCAGUCAAGUAAGAGCUUCUUAAUUUGAAAAGCAGGCUUAAGAUCGAGAUAACAUAGAAAAUUUAGCUUAUCAAAGAGGUAAACAGAUAUAAAAAAUUGUAGGGCACUCAAAAACAAAAUACAUGUGAUGCAGAGAUUUAGACAGAAAAUGAAAAUGACCUGACUUUUUAGCAGAUUUAGGAUAAGAAAUCUGACAUAAAUGAAGAUGAAAAUGAAGACAAAAAUUCUGUAUAUCAAAAUGUGAGCAUCAUACUUGAAGAUCAAAUACAUUUUGACGACUAAACCUAAAAUAUUCAUAGAGAAUAACUGACUUAAACAUUCCUAGAGCCUGGUAUAGAUAAUGAUAAUAAUUAUAAUCGGUUUUAAUAGGAUUAUAGUAGGCCUUCAAGAGUUCCUUCAUUCUAAAUUGACCUUUAAAAAGCAAUAAAUGUCAAUAUUAAAGAUGUUGAUGAGUUCAGUCCCUCAAAGUGUUUACCUUAGUAAAAUAUGAAUACAUCAAAACUUUCAACAUCAGUUAUAAAUAUUCAAAAAAAGUAUAGUUAAAUUGGUGUAAGCAAUUUAUGUGUUUCAAAGCAGUCUGAAUCUUCUGAAUUGCAUUUUGAUGGAUUAAGGCCUCCCACUUUUGACGAGUUUGACGUAGAAGAUGUAAUGUCAGAAAUUAAUAAUUUUCCAAAUCAUAAAAGGGAAAAAUCCUCAUCAUUUCAUAACUUUGAGGAAAUAAGAAUUAGAAAUUCUUCAGAAAAAAAUUAGUUUCAUGUAAUUGGAAGUUAAAGGGGUAAGCGACCUAUAGUUAAUGCUAAAGAAAUAGAUAAAAAUAUUUAUGAUGGAAAAUAUUGGUUCAAAAAGCAUGAAUCCUUAAUUAAGAAGCUUAGAUUAACUCUAGACGACUCUGCAAAGCAGCAUCUAUAACUAAAGUAAUUACAAGAUGAUAACAAAACUUUAAGGGAUAAAAUCAAGCAUCUUACCACAGUUAUCGAGAAAUUUAAGAUUAGAGAUGAUGGAAUGGAUGGAAACAGCAAUAGUGCACUCUCAAAAAUAAAAAAGAGUCCAAUACUCAGACCCCAGUAACCUAGACGAGAGUCAGUGAGACUAAAUGAGGCCUUCUAGAUUGAAACAGUGACCAAUUCUACUAAAGGAUUUUUUCCAAUGCUUUUCUAGCGAGAGUAAAACCCAGAAGAUGAAAAGCAAAGCGAUUUAUUGGACGAAAAUCUUUAAAUAUCAAUAGAUAUGCGUCUAAGCUAUGUAGACUCUGCUAAAUAUGAAGAAAUACCUCAAAAGCGUCGCAAAAGCAUCUUUUAAAAAUUCAUUAACAAUAACCACAUUUCAAGUAGAGUUGAUAGUGUAGGUAGUAGUCAUACCUAGCAAUUACCUCAUAACUUUUAAACUUUCCAUGACAGUCUGUUUGUAAUAGCUGAAGAGCCCUAUUCUGUAAAUGAGAGAUCUAGUUUCAAUAGAAAUUCCUAGAAUCUCAACGAAAAAGGUUCCGCUAAUAAAAAGCUAAAUGGCUAAAAUAAGAAGCUAAAAUGGGUAGAGCUUCAUGAUCUGAAUAAAUCUCCAUUCGAUAAUUUGUGA